Messenger RNA from Vanrija pseudolonga, 1764 nucleotides. It is a transcript of the gene THO3, whose product is annotated as THO complex subunit 3. Gene Ontology annotation, biological process: mRNA export from nucleus. The transcript has 4 exons. Bases 5 to 1711 code for a protein of 568 amino acids. Gene Ontology annotation, molecular function: protein binding. Gene Ontology annotation, cellular component: THO complex part of transcription export complex. Lineage: Eukaryota; Fungi; Basidiomycota; Tremellomycetes; Trichosporonales; Trichosporonaceae. The record is from RefSeq and is a predicted model, not a curated record.
CACCAUGAGCGCGAGCGUCAAGGCCAAGGAGAAGGAACACCCGGAAUACUACGAGAAGGGCUUCUUCCGGUACGAUGUGCUACCGCAAAACAGCUUUUCCGCGCGUGGCUUGGACGCGCCAAAGUUUGGAGAUCGCGUGCGCGAGGUGCGCGGGAGCCCCAGCCUGAUCCGCGCGCUGGCGUGGAACUGCGACGGUCGCAAGGUGGCGUCGGGGUCCGAGUUUGGCGGACUGAGGAUACACGACGUCGUGCCGGUGCCACGGGCUGCAGACGGCACGCCGACGCCGCAUGCCGUCGAAGUGCGCGACAGGCCGGUCCUGUUACCAUCGAUGGGCAAGUCGCCGCACCACGGUCAUGUCGCCACACUCGCCUGGUCGCCAAAGGACCCGCGCAUCCUCGUCUCGGGGUGCAAGAGCACGAGCGGCGGCGUCGUGUGCGUGUGGGACAUUGGCACGCCUUCGGCUCCCGUCGCGACGUUCAAGAUCUUGGGCGACGUGCUGCACGUCGCGUUCCACCCAUCUGGACGGCAGUUUGCGGCUGUCUGCCCUCGCUCCACGCGCGACGAGGUCUUCUUCUAUUGGCUUGUUGAGCGAGACGGCAGCGAGAAGUGGGAGCAGCGGAUCGACAUUGUCAUGGGCGGCGCGGGGAUCGACAUUGGCGUCGAGGAGGUCAAUGCACUGAGGUUUUGGCCUGGCGGUGACGCAGUCUUGGCUGUGUCAAACGACGGGUCGCUCAACUCGUGGAAGUAUCCCGUGGAGGAGCGGCCUCCGCUCGUGGACGAGCGUCCGAAGAAGAGAAGCCGUGUGGCGUCGCCUGUGACGAGACAGCCGUCACCGGAUACGCCAGAUCCCGAGGCCAAGGCGGAGCGCGCGACACCGGAGGACGACCGCGAGGGCGAGGGCGAGGGCGAGGGCGAGGGCGAGGAUGGAAGAGCGACCCCAGCGCCUGCCGAUGCGCCACAGGAGGCAGAGGGUGACGCUGCGGUGGACCCCGAGGCAGCAGAAGAGACCGAGGCAAAGGGGGAGCCCACGGGUGACGCCGACGAGGCAAAGGCCGACUCCGCCGACUCCGCCGACACCGACGGCGACGUCAAGAUGGGCUCAGCGUCGCCCACCAAGGCGAACGGCACGGCGCCGCCAACACCAGCCGACACGCCCGCCCCGACAGCCCCGCCGACCGCCGCACCGAGCAGACAGCCGACACCGGCGCCCGCGACCCCCGCGACCCCCGCGGCAGACGACAAAGCCGUGGCGGACGAAAAGGCCGCCAAGGAGGCGGCGGCCAAGGCCGCUGCGGCUGCCGAGCUCGAGCGCCGCAAGCACCGCCAGCUGGACAAGGGCUUCCGGCAGGUGAUCCACGUGUCGAGUUUGCUGGCGUUGGCGGUGGACCCGUUGGGCCGCUUUUUUGCCCUCGGAGGCAACGACGCCCGCGUCAGCCUCAUCGACACGGUCGACUGGAUCGUGCAGCGCACCUUUGACGAGCCGGUCGGCGCGAUCAGACAGGCGGCGUUCUCGCCCGACGGCGAGUUCCUGGCCGUGGGCGGCGACGACCCGAACAUCUACGUGCUGUCCGUGUUUGCGCGGACCGUCGUCAAGAAGAUUCCCGUCACGCCGACUGUCAACGCGCUUGCAUGGCACCCGACGCGCAACGUGCUGGCGUGGAGCACCAACCACAAGCCCGGCACGACGUGGUACUAUCUGAGCCAGGAGUAGCGUCGGAGCAUGCGUCCCAUUUGUAGUACUACAGUGAUACAACCAUUCUAGAG